Molecule: messenger RNA, 1471 nt
Organism: Periophthalmus magnuspinnatus
Lineage: Eukaryota; Metazoa; Chordata; Actinopteri; Gobiiformes; Gobiidae
Product: transcription termination factor 2, mitochondrial-like
Exons: 2
Coding region: 74-1213 (379 amino acids)
Biological process (GO): regulation of DNA-templated transcription; termination of mitochondrial transcription
Cellular component (GO): mitochondrial matrix
Molecular function (GO): double-stranded DNA binding
Source: RefSeq, a predicted model, not a curated record
GUUCAUACGACGGAGCUCAGCAGCUCAAGUGGCGGUUGUGCACUGGGACGACAGCUGAUGUGCUACUGGCACAAUGUUGCGUGUCACCACUGCCUCUUUGUGCACAUACUGCCAGAGAAUAAAAUUCUCUCUCACCCCUGUGGCACCUUUCUCUAAAGUGACCUCCACCAACAGCAGACUGGAAAACCCUCACACAAUUGAGGCUCUCUACAAACUCUCUGUAGACAUAGGCAAGGUGCGCAAGUUUAAAAGCUGGGUGUUAUCAGAAACAUCAGCAUAUGUUAGUGAAACUGCAGGCAUGCUAAGAGAAAUGGGUGCAGAUCCUUCUUUAAUUGCCUCAAUUCUGCAAAACCAUCCCGAAGCAAUACUGUGCCAUCCACAUGACAUCAAAGAGCAGAAAAACCUGUGGAUGUCUGUAUGUGCGAGUGACCGUGAGUUGAUCAGUAUUAUUGAGAAGUUCCCUGCGGCCUUCUUCAUGAUGUCUCAUCAUGAAAACCAGCGUGCCAACAUUGUUUAUCUCCAGAGUCUUGGCUUGUGUAAAAGAAUCAUUGGUAAAGUGAUGGCCAGUGCUCCUCAGAGCUUCAGUCAGCCUGUCCAGAGGAAUAAGGAAGUGAUCCACACAUUAAGAGAAACAUAUCUGGAACUUGGCGGAGAUGAAUGUAACCUUAAAGUCUGGCUGCAAAAACUCCUUGGCCACAACCCCUUUGUCCUGCUGUGGCCUGCUGCAGCCUGGAGAGAUGGUCUAUGCUUCCUUACAGACCAGGGGUUCACAAAAGAGGAGAUACUUGGUGUGGUCUCCCGUCUCAGAGCCUCUAUCCCAGAGCUGCAACCAGAGACCAUGCACCAGGCACUGUCCUUUUUCGAACAAGUCCUAGACUGUUCCAAAGAGGAGUUAAAACAAAUAGUACUCUGCUGUCCUGCCAUACUUUCUCUCUCCGUGCCCACUCUAGUGCAGCGGUUCUAUGGGUUAAUGGACAUAGGACUGAAUGCAGAGCAGAUCAAAGACUGUCCUGCUGUCCUGGAGUUGACCACUCAGAUGGUGCUGUACCGAAUGCAUAAGCUGUCCUCCUGUGGGUAUGACAUCCAUAGUGGGAACCUGGACAUAAUUGUGGGAUCAAAGAGAGACUUUGACAUGAUCUGUGGUAUGCUGCAACAAAGACAUCAGAAGACAAUGGUAAACACUGCUACUCCUCUACGAUCUGUAGAGGAGUGACCAAUAUAUUUUUUACAAUUUUAUAAAACAGCAGCAUCAACAUUCUGUUAUAAAUGCAUUGUGUUUUAUAUGGAAUCAUUACACAAAUUAAGUUUUAAAGCCUUACCAAGUGUUCCACAAAUUGACAAAGUCUAUCCAGAAUAGAAUGAUGUAUUAGUAUCAUUUUUUCACUUGUGAAGCAGUUUUGUAAAAUGUCAUUAAAUGUUAAACUCUCCAUCUUUGGUUAAUUUAACACUUUAAUAAAUACCGUGUAAUGGG